Neurospora tetraspora is the source of this 606-nucleotide messenger RNA. RefSeq lists its product as uncharacterized. The record is from RefSeq and is a predicted model, not a curated record. The transcript has a single exon. Lineage: Eukaryota; Fungi; Ascomycota; Sordariomycetes; Sordariales; Sordariaceae. Bases 1 to 606 code for a protein of 201 amino acids.
AUGCCACUUCUUCCUAUCCAUCGCGCCAGCACGGCCGUGAGGAUGAAGGCCGCAGCCCCGAGGAUGAAGCUCAGCGUAAAACUCUCGGCCCAAAACAUCACCACUUUGAACAAAAGCAGGUUCAACACCAUCCCCGACAUCAAGACCCGAAGGGACCGCCUUUCCCAACAGCAAGACGGCCUUCUUCCGCGUCUUCACCAUCUCGAUACCUCAUCCCUAUCAACCACCCGCCUCCAUCCCGCGUUCUUAUUCCUCUCGGCAAUGUCCGCUAUCGACCCUGUCGCUUCCACCAGUGCUAUCACAUCUUCCUCCGCUCUCGACAAACACCAGCUCCUACAGCUGUCUUCUAUUCCGGGCACCGACGACAUUUGGAGCAAGGGCAUGAAGACGAGCAAAGCCAUGCCCCCUUUUACCGUUGUGAUGCUUCGGUAUCAGGCACUUUCAGCCCGGAGCAGGAAGGUUCGCACUGAGGGCAAGCUUCCGGAGCUGGUGAAGGACGAUAGUGAUAGCGCGAACGACAACGGCAACGGCACCGGCAAAGGAGACGGUAACGAGGAGGACGCGAAGGAAAACAUGGAGGAGGACAAUAAGGAAAAGGAGGAUUAA